GGCGCGUUUAGGUUUUUAUAAGGAGAGGGAGAGGAUUUUAAGCGAGGCCACGUCUUUUUUAUGCGCCUCUCAAACCCUUGAAACUCCAUUCCUCCUUUCCCUUUUCGCUCUACACUCUCCAAUCUAGGGUUUUACCUCCCCCCCUUUCUCCAAAUCACUCUUCUUAGUUCUUACCUCCUUUUCCCCUAGAAGAAUCCUCAAUGAGCAACGAAGGGAUUAACUUCAACAUGGCCGAUCUCGGCGAUGCUCUUAACGAGGAAGCUCGAGCGGGCCUUGUUAACGCUCUCAAGAAUAAGCUUCAGAAUCUUGCUGGGGAGCACACCGAUAUGCUGGAGAAUCUGUCACCGAAUGUCAGGAAGCGUGUGGAGGUUCUCAGGGAGAUCCAGAGCCAACAUGAUGAGUUAGAGGCUAAGUUUUUUGAGGAGAGAGCAGCACUUGAAGCUAAAUAUCAGAAACUAUAUCAACCCCUAUAUGCCAAGCGGUACGAUAUUGUGAAUGGUGUUGGUGAAGCUGAAGGAACUCCAAAUGAAGCAACCAUGGACCAAGGAGAGGAUAAAGCUGCCGAAGAGAAAGGAGUGCCUGAUUUUUGGCUUACCGCGAUGAAAAAUAAUGAAGUGCUGUCUGAGGAGAUCACUGAACGUGAUGAAGGAGCUCUCAAAUAUCUCAAGGAUAUUAAGUGGUAUAGAAUAGAGGAACCCAAAGGAUUCAAGCUUGAGUUUUACUUUGACACUAAUCCUUAUUUCAAGAAUGCUUUGUUGACAAAGACAUAUCACAUGAUUGAUGAAGAUGAACCUAUUCUUGAGAAAGCUAUUGGGACGGAGAUUGAAUGGUAUCCGGGAAAAUGCUUAACACAAAAGCUCCUUAAAAAAAAGCCGAAGAAGGGAUCAAAGAAUGCCAAGCCUAUCACUAAAACGGAAGAUUGUGAAAGUUUCUUCAACUUCUUCAAUCCACCUCAAGUUCCUGACGAUGAUGAAGAUAUUGAUGAAGAUACUGCUGAGGAGCUGCAAAAUCAAAUGGAACAGGAUUAUGAUAUAGGGUCAACUAUUCGAGACAAGAUUAUUCCACACGCUGUGUCAUGGUUUACAGGAGAAGCUAUUCAGGCAGACGAGCUUGAGAUAGAAGAUGACGAUGAAGAUGAAGAUGAUGAUGUUGAUGAGGAUGAGGAUGAGGAGGAUGAGGACGAUGAUGAUGAGGAUGAUGAGGAUGAUGAAGAAGAAAGUAAGACCAAAAAGAAGUCUUCAUCUGCACAGAAGAAGAGUGGAAGAGCACAAGGGGAAGGACAACAAGGUGAGAGGCCUCCAGAAUGCAAGCAGCAGUAGAUUCUAAUUGCUGCUGUGGCAGAUAUGUGGCGACUCAAGCAGGGUGGUCUAUAAAAUAUUGAUUUGGAAGAGAAAGGGGAGGGGGGGGUUUGCAGUUUUGGUGGUUAUUUAUUUUUACAUUUUUCAUGUUAUACCAUGAAUGAUUGGCUUGGAGAAUCCUUCUUUUCCCUUUCUUUUUGGUCUGUUGGUUUGAUCGGACGUGGUCUGGUAGUCGAGAUGUGUUGAGAUUUUCUUUAUGUGAAUGUUUCCAGAAACAAUUGAGUAUAUGUAUGCCUUUAGUGUUCUUGUUGUGAUAGCUUGUUAUCAUUAAAAUCAUGUUAUGGCCAGUCUAAUUAUAGUUAUUUUUUAA
Molecule: messenger RNA, 1668 nt
Organism: Theobroma cacao (cacao)
Lineage: Eukaryota; Viridiplantae; Streptophyta; Magnoliopsida; Malvales; Malvaceae
Gene: NAP1;3
Product: nucleosome assembly protein 1;3
Biological process (GO): nucleosome assembly
Cellular component (GO): nucleus
Source: RefSeq, a predicted model, not a curated record